ACUAAGCAAAACAGAGCCCCAGGGGUGAAGCCUGCAGAAGCAAGCUGGAUUGACGCCUACAAGCCACUUUUGAAAGAAACUUAUGGUUCUCCAGCCAGCGGCCGCCUCUCUCAUUGGCCUGCCAUACUUUCGGGCCCCGAAAUUGCCAUUCCCUCCCGCCUUUAAUUAGGUAGGUGUCUAGUGCCACUUUUCCACACCGCACAAUUGCCAGCCAGGCAGGUUUCGAGCGGCAGAAUAUUUGCAUGCCACCUUCAACCCCACUGACCGCUUUCUCAUUCUGCGGAUUUUUCCCCCAAGAACUUGAAGGUAGAUAUCAUCAUGUCGGCUACCACAGCAGCAGCCACCGCGUCUACGGCUAAGCCCCUGGGGAUGAGGGUGAAUGGCAAGCAGUGGCAUGAACCGAAGAAGGCUUUUCGGCCAGCAUCUGGCCUAACCUCUUAUGAGAAACGUGCAAAGGAAAGGAUAGCUCAGGCUGCCACGAAGGCCAAGGAAAAGCAAAUGAAAGAGGAGAAGGAGACCGAGAGACAGGCACGCAUCAAAUCAAUCAAAGAGAAGCGCAUUGCCAAGGAGGAGAAGGAGAGAUACGAGAAGCUGGCCGAGAAGAUGCACAAGAAGAGGGUUGAGAGGCUCAAGAGAAAGGAGAAGAGGAAUAAGCUGCUCAACUCGUGAGGCGCAAACGUGGACAAGUUCGACUCCACUGGUGUUCAUUGCAGCCGGGCAAGGGAUUAUGAUGGGGUGUCCCUAUUACUGCCAUUGGAGGAGCAUGGCUGUUGCGGCGCUGUCCUCUCUUCAGCAACCUGCAUUUCUGGUCCCUCGAGGGCUGCAACAGACCAGCUGAAAC
This is a messenger RNA of Phialemonium atrogriseum, 841 nucleotides long. RefSeq lists its product as uncharacterized. The transcript has 3 exons. Bases 319 to 669 code for a protein of 116 amino acids. Lineage: Eukaryota; Fungi; Ascomycota; Sordariomycetes; Cephalothecales; Cephalothecaceae. The record is from RefSeq and is a predicted model, not a curated record.